AUGGGGGACGUGGCCAACAGUUCCAUCGAGUUCCACCCCAAACCCCAGCAGCAGCGGGAGGCCCCCCAUGCAGGGGGCUUUGGGUGCACACUGGCUGAGCUGCGCUCCCUCAUGGAGCUCCGAGGGGCCGAGGCGCUGCAGAAAGUCCAGGAAACCUACGGGGAUGUGGGCGGGCUCUGCAGGAGGCUGAAGACCUCACCCACGGAGGGCCUGGCCGACAACACCAAUGACUUGGAGAAGCGCAGGCAGAUCUACGGGCAGAACUUCAUCCCUCCCAAGCAGCCCAAGACCUUCCUACAGCUGGUAUGGGAGGCCCUGCAGGAUGUGACCCUCAUCAUCCUGGAGGUGGCCGCCAUCGUGUCCCUGGGCCUCUCGUUCUAUGCGCCACCCGGAGAGGAGAGCGAAGCGUGCGGGAAUGUGUCGGCUGGGGCAGAAGACGAAGGGGAGGCCGAGGCAGGCUGGAUUGAGGGGGCCGCCAUCCUGCUGUCUGUCAUCUGCGUGGUCCUGGUCACGGCCUUCAACGACUGGAGCAAAGAGAGGCAGUUCCGGGGCCUGCAGAGCCGCAUCGAACAGGAGCAGAAGUUCGCCGUCAUCCGCGACGGGCAGCUCCUGCAGGUCCCGGUGGCUGCGCUGGUGGUAGGGGACAUCGCCCAGGUCAAGUAUGGAGACCUGCUGCCCGCCGAUGGCGUGCUCAUCCAGGGCAACGACCUCAAGAUUGACGAGAGCUCCCUGACGGGCGAGUCGGACCACGUGCGCAAGUCGGCUGACAAAGACCCCAUGCUGCUGUCAGGCACUCAUGUCAUGGAAGGUUCUGGAAGAAUGGUGGUGACAGCCGUUGGUGUGAACUCCCAGACAGGCAUCAUCUUUACCUUACUUGGGGCUGGUGGAGAGGAGGAGAAAGAGAAGAAAGGCAAGCAGCAGGAUGGGGCGAUGGAGAGUAGCCAGACCAAAGCUAAGAAGCAGGAUGGGGCGGUUGCCAUGGAGAUGCAGCCCCUGAAGAGCGCAGAAGGGGGGGAGACGGAGGAGCGGGAAAAGAAGAAAGCCAACGUGCCCAAGAAGGAGAAGUCGGUCCUUCAGGGAAAGCUCACCAAACUGGCUGUGCAGAUUGGGAAAGCAGGGCUGGUGAUGUCCGCCGUCACCGUCAUCAUCCUGGCCCUCUACUUUGUGAUUGAGACCUUCGUGGUGGAUGGCCGGGCGUGGCUGGCAGAGUGCACACCUGUCUACGUGCAGUACUUUGUCAAGUUCUUCAUCAUCGGUGUCACUGUGCUGGUUGUGGCUGUCCCAGAGGGCCUGCCUCUUGCUGUCACCAUCUCCUUAGCUUACUCUGUCAAGAAAAUGAUGAGGGACAACAACCUGGUCCGCCACCUGGAUGCCUGUGAGACCAUGGGCAAUGCCACGGCCAUCUGCUCGGACAAGACAGGCACGCUCACCACCAACCGCAUGACCGUGGUGCAGUCCUACCUCGGGGACACCCACUAUAAAGAGGUUCCGGCCCCCAGCGCCCUGACCCCCAAGAUCCUCGACCUCCUGGUCCACGCCAUCUCCAUCAACAGUGCCUACACCACCAAAAUACUACCUCCAGAGAAGGAAGGCGCCCUCCCACGCCAAGUGGGCAACAAGACGGAGUGCGCUCUGUUGGGCUUCGUCCUGGACCUGAAGCAGGACUUCCAGCCCGUGCGGGAGCAGAUUCCUGAAGAUAAGCUUUACAAAGUGUACACCUUCAACUCGGUCCGCAAGUCCAUGAGCACAGUCAUACGCAUGCCCGACAGCGGCUUCCGCCUCUUUAGCAAGGGCGCCUCGGAGAUCCUGNGCCCCAGGUGCACCAACAUCUUAAACAGCAAUGGGGAGCUGCGCAGCUUUCGCCCUCGGGACCGGGACGACAUGGUGCGGAAGAUCAUCGAGCCGAUGGCCUGCGAUGGGCUCCGCACCAUCUGCAUCGCCUACCGGGACUUCGCCGCUGCCCAGGAGCCCGACUGGGACAACGAGAACGAGGUCGUGGGCGACCUCACCUGCAUAGCCGUUGUGGGCAUCGAGGACCCCGUGCGGCCCGAGGUCCCUGAAGCUAUCCGCAAAUGCCAGCGUGCUGGCAUCACGGUCCGCAUGGUGACUGGAGACAACAUCAACACGGCCCGUGCCAUUGCGGCCAAGUGCGGCAUCAUCCAGCCCGGGGAGGACUUCCUGUGCCUGGAGGGCAAGGAGUUCAACCGGCGGAUCCGAAACGAGAAAGGCGAGAUAGAACAGGAACGUCUGGACAAGGUGUGGCCCAAGCUGAGGGUCCUUGCCCGAUCGUCUCCCACCGACAAGCACACUCUGGUUAAAGGGAUCAUCGACAGCAACACCGGCGAGCAGCGGCAGGUGGUGGCCGUGACCGGGGAUGGCACCAACGAUGGGCCAGCCCUCAAGAAGGCGGACGUGGGCUUCGCCAUGGGCAUCGCGGGGACUGACGUGGCAAAGGAAGCCUCGGACAUCAUCCUGACGGACGACAACUUUACCAGCAUCGUCAAGGCCGUCAUGUGGGGCCGCAAUGUCUACGACAGCAUCUCCAAGUUCCUGCAGUUCCAGCUGACGGUCAAUGUGGUGGCCGUGAUUGUGGCUUUCACGGGUGCCUGCAUCACUCAGGACUCUCCUCUCAAAGCCGUGCAGAUGUUGUGGGUGAACUUGAUCAUGGACACAUUCGCCUCUCUGGCCCUGGCAACAGAGCCGCCCACCGAGUCGCUGCUGCUGCGGAAGCCGUAUGGCCGGGACAAGCCCCUGAUCUCGCGGACCAUGAUGAAGAACAUUCUGGGCCACGCCGUCUACCAGCUCACCACCAUCUUCACGCUGCUGUUCGUCGGGGAGCUCCUCUUCGACAUCGACAGCGGGAGGAACGCGCCGCUGCACUCGCCGCCCUCCGAGCACUACACCAUCAUCUUCAAUGCCUUCGUCAUGAUGCAGCUCUUCAACGAGAUCAACGCGCGCAAGAUCCACGGCGAGCGCAACGUCUUCCACGGCAUCUUCGGCAACCCCACCUUCUGCACCAUCGUGCUGGGCACCUUCGCCAUCCAGAUCGUCAUCGUGCAGUUCGGCGGAAAGCCCUUCAGCUGCUCCCCGCUGUCUACGGAACAGUGGCUCUGGUGCCUGUUUGUUGGUGUUGGGGAGCUGGUCUGGGGACAGGUCAUCGCCACCAUCCCCACCAGCCAGCUCAAGUGCCUGAAGGAAGCGGGACACGGGCCCGGGAAGGACGAGAUAACUGACGAGGAGCUGGCUGAGGGCGAGGAAGAGAUCGACCAUGCCGAGCGGGAGCUCCGCAGAGGCCAGAUCCUCUGGUUCCGGGGCCUCAACCGGAUCCAGACGCAGAUCCGGGUGGUGAAAGCAUUCCGUAGCUCCCUCUACGAAGGCCUGGAGAAACCUGAAUCCAAGACCUCCAUCCAUAAUUUCAUGGCGACGCCCGAGUUUCUGAUCAAUGACUACACCCACAACAUCCCACUCAUCGAUGACACGGACGUGGACGAGAACGAGGAGCGCCUGCGGGCCCCGCCCCCGCCCUCCCCCAACCAGAACAACAACGCUAUAGACAGCGGCGUCUACCUGACUACGCGCGGCACCAAGUCAGCUACCUCGUCAGUGUUUUCUUCCCGCCCCGGGAGCCCGCUCCACAGCGUGGAGACGUCCCUCUAA
Molecule: messenger RNA, 3657 nt
Organism: Lipotes vexillifer (Yangtze River dolphin)
Lineage: Eukaryota; Metazoa; Chordata; Mammalia; Artiodactyla; Lipotidae
Gene: ATP2B3
Product: ATPase plasma membrane Ca2+ transporting 3
Exons: 20
Coding region: 1-3657 (1218 amino acids)
Biological process (GO): calcium ion transmembrane transport; regulation of cytosolic calcium ion concentration
Cellular component (GO): plasma membrane; intracellular membrane-bounded organelle
Molecular function (GO): P-type calcium transporter activity; PDZ domain binding; ATP binding
Source: RefSeq, a predicted model, not a curated record